AACUCGUCACUUUCAGUUUACCUCAAACAAACGUGACGAACGGUUGCGAAGUCGCAUCGCACCUCUCGGUUAUCUCUCGGUCGGAAAAACUGGAAAGGAAGAAAACUGUGUAAAGAGAGUUCAACAAAAAAGUGCUACAAACAACACGUGAGUGAAGUGCGAGCUCGAACAUGUACAAAAUCGACGACGAGUUCCGUCCCCGGGGACGGGUCUUCAUGAAGGCGACGCGCGAGCACGGCUACGGCCAACCUUCGCCCUCGUCCUCGGCCCUGGUCAGCCGAUCGAGCAGUGCUGCCAGCAGCAGCAUGGAGCGUCGUCGCGGCUCAGCCAUCACGACCAACCUGGACGAUCCGAGCAAUCUGCGCUUCCGGCACGAAAUCCUCAACGAAAAGGUCAUCGAAGCGACCGUCACGGAACUCCCGGGCGUCAUCCAGACCAUGAACCGCGACCACUGGAAGGCCCUCCCGCCCACCAUGGGCUACGGUAACGAGCUGGUCCAGGUAGACGCUCCCACGCGGGUCGUCGCCGAGGUGACCCGGAACAAGCGCCUCACAACGGAGGUCCUCGGCAAUACGAUGGAAACGACGAGCACUUCGCAGCGAGCAUCGGACGGUCAUCGCCGGAUGACCACCCACAUUGUUCGCAAGAUCACCACGCUGACGCGCGCCGAAGAGCAGGCCCAGGCGGAUAACCGGAUCCGGCAGAAUCGGGACGUCAAGACGACCGAGAUCGGGUAUCUGCGGAUGGGCGCACACGGCGGCGGUGGGGAGUCGAAGCGGGCCAAGAUUUCCGACAUCGUGGUCGGCCAGGAGGACAACCUGACGGCGCGGGAGGCGCUGCUGCGGUGGGCGCGCCGCUCCACCGCCAAGUACCCGGGCGUCCGCGUCAACGACUUCACCGGCUCCUGGCGGGACGGUCUCGCCUUCUCGGCGCUCAUCCACCGCAACCGGCCCGAUCUCAUCGACUGGCGAGACUCGAGAUCGCGCCGGCCCCGCGAGCGCCUCGAGCAGGCCUUCCACGUGGUGGAGCGCGAGUACGGCGUCACGCGGCUGCUCGACCCGGAAGACGUCGACACCAACGAGCCAGAUGAAAAGUCAAUGAUCACAUAUCUCAGCUCGCUGUACGAUGUGUUCCCGGAGCCACCCCAGAUGCACCCGCUCUUUGACAUGGAGUCCCAGCGGAGGGUGCAGGAGUACCGGGAGCUGGCCCAGCAGCUGCUGUACUGGUGCCGGGAGAAGACGUCGCUCCUGCAGGAACGCGCCUUCCCCACGACACUGAUCGAGCUGAAGCGGCUUCUGUCCGACCUGAAUCGGUUCCGAAGCGAAGAAGUGCCACCGCGACAACGCGACAAACAACGACUGUUCUCGAUCUACAAGGAGCUGGAGAAGUACUUCGAGUCGAUCGGCGAAGUGGACGUCGAGACGGAGCUGCGGCCCGAAUCGCUCGAGAAGGCGUGGCAUCGGUUGAUGUCGGCGCUGGCGGAUCGGGAUAUGAUCCUGCAGCAGGAGGUGCAGCGGCUCGAGCGGCUCCAGAAGCUGGCGGACAAGGUCCAGCGCGAGUACAAGCACACCGAAACCGUCAUCACCAAGAUCGAAACGAGAAUCUCCGAGGAGAGCCGCCGCAUCGACCGGUUGCACCCGGUCGAGGCGAAGAACAUCGUCGAGGGGCUGGAGGGGGACAUCCGGCACCUGGAGCAGCCGCUCCAGGAGAUGAACGACGACUGUCACAACCUGAAGGACGGUCGAUACCCACAGGCAGGGGACCUGCAUAAAAAAGUCACAAAACUGCACCAGCGGUGGUCCCAGCUGCGCACCACAUUCCACACUAGCUUAGUACAAAAACUGUCCGGCAUGAGCUACCCCGUGCAGGAGACGACCAUCACGAAGCAAACGCGCGUCGUGACCGAAACCCGCCAGAUUGGCACGAAUCCGUACUUCCGCGACGUCCAGGAGUACACCGAGUGGUGUCAAACCAAAUUGAAACAACUGCUUACCUCCGACUACGGAUCGGAUCUGCCGUCGGCGAAGGUGGAGCUGGAGCGGCACCAGCACGAGCACAAGGUGAUCGACCAGUUCCACUCGAAGAUCAUCCAGUGCGAGCGACACCAGUCGAACUUUAGUGGGGAUGAGCUGACCCUCUAUCAGCAGAAGCUCAGCCAGCUGCAGAAAAUCUUUGCGGAGCUGCUGAGCACGAGUACGAAGCGGCUGUCCGAUCUGGACGCGUUGCAGCUGUUCCUGUCGGCGGCAACCGCCGAGCUGAGCUGGCUGAACGAUCGCGAACAGAUCGAGGUUAGCCGCGACUGGGCGGACAAGAAUCUGGAUCUGUCCGCCGUGCAUCGGUAUUAUGAGAACCUCAUGUCCGAGCUGGAGAAGCGCGAGAUGCACUUCGUGACGAUCCUCGAUCGCGGAGAAGACCUUCUAGUCCAACAACACCCGGCUUCCAAGUGUAUCGAGGGUCACCUGCAGGCGCUCAAGUCCCAGUGGUCGUGGCUGCUGCAGCUGACGCUGUGUUUGGAGCGCCACCUGAAGCUCGCCACCGACUACCACUCGUUCUACGACGAGAUCCGGGAGGCGGAGAACUGGCUGGCGAAGCGGGACGACAUCCUGAACACCAAGUACUCGCAGUCGGAGUUUUCGCUGGAUCAGGGCGAGGGCCUGUUGAGGGGGAUGCAGGACGUGAGGGAGGAGUUGAACGCGUUCGGCGAGACGGUGGCCCAUCUGCAGCACCAGGCCACGACGAUAGUGCCUUUGAAGCAGCGGAAGCAGCCGGUCAAUCGGCAGUGCACGGUGCAGACGAUCUGUCCGUACAAGCAGGGUAACAUCUCGCUCGAGCAGAACGAGUCGUGCACGCUGUUGGACACGAGUGGGCGCGUCAAGUGGCGCGUGAAAACGACCAAGGGAGUUGAAGGGUCGGUCCAUGGAGUGUGUCUGCUGUUGCCGCCGCCCGACCAGGAAGCGAUCGAAGCCGCCGACAGGUUGAAGCGCCUCUUUGACCGUUCGGUUGCGCUGUGGCAGAAGAAGCAGCUGCGACUGCGCCAGAACAUGAUCUUUGCCACCAUCAAGGUUGUCAAGGGCUGGGACUUUGAGCAGUUCCUGGCGAUGGGAGCGGAACAGCGGACGGCGAUUCGGCGGGCGUUGAACGACGACGCCGACAAGCUGCUCGCCGAGGGAGACCCGGCGGAUCCACAGCUGCGACGACUGCGCCGCGAAAUGGACGAGGUCAACCGACUGUUUGAUGAAUUCGAGAAACGUGCCAGAGCAGAAGAGGAAAGCAAACAAGCGAGUCGAAUAUUCACCGAGCAAUGCAUCUCCCUGAAGACCCGACUGGAGGAGAUGGCCCGCGAACUGGACCACAUCAUCCUUUCCCCGAUGCCACGCGAUCUGGACUCGCUCGAGCACGCCGUCCAAAUCCUGGACGACUACAAGCGCCGUCUAGGUCUGCUCGAACCCGACCUGCGCCACCUUCAGGAAACAUUCCGCACAAUCACGCUGAAGACGCCCGCCCUCAAGAAGAGCCUCGACAACCUGCUCGAGCUGUGGAAGGAACUCAACACCCAGGCUGGCCUGCAGGGAGAUCGCCUGAAACUGCUCGAGGGUGCUCUAGCUGGUCUGGAGGACAACGAGCAGGUCAUCUCGGACCUGGAAGGCAAGCUGUCCCGUCAGCUGGAACUGCCUUCCUCGCAGGAGGGUCUGUACGAGGUGUUCAAGCGGCUGUCCGCCAUUCAGGAGACGAUCUCCGCCCAACAGCCGGAAAUGGACAAGAUGAACGACUCUGCCGAUCAGCUGGGUCGCAUGGGUGUGCCAACGAAGGUACUUGGUGACCUGAAGCGACUGCACGCCAACGUCGAGCGACUGAACUCGCGCUGGAACAACAUCUGCGGCCAGCUGGCCGAACGCCUCCGAAGCGUGGAAACCGCCAUCGGGCUGAUGAAGAACCUGCAGACGAGCAUCGUCGUCGAGGAGACGUGGGUCGAGAAGCAGACGGAGAAGCUGCAAGCGUUGCCGACGGCCACCUCCGCCCGGGAGCUGGAUACCAUGCUGGGCGAGGCCAUGGAGCGGGCGCCGAAAAUCGAACAGGUUAAUCUCACCGGUGGCCGUUUGAUCCGAGAAGCCAAGAUCUACGAUGGCAAGUGCGUGCACUACAUCGACUGGCUGGUGGAGAUUCGACCGAGCUUUUCGCCACCGCGGCAGGACCUGCGGCCGCCGGACGCCGACCCGGGCGCCACCGAGGUGUACUCCCGGCGGCUGGACACUCUCAACGGGCGGUACGAGACGCUGCUUGAGCAGCUGACCCAGCGGCUCAAGACGGCGAUCGAGGUGAAUGGCGCGGACGGAUUGCGCUUCGCCGAGAGUCUCCAGAAGCCGCUGCGCACCUAUCGGAUGGAGUUCAAUCUGGGCCGUCCGGACAACAACAACGGUUCGGCGGACCUCGGCACCCUGGCGGACGGUAGCUUCCACGAAGUCACGGAAGACGUCUACACGAGCACGUACACGGCAACGCAAAUAACCAAGAUUUCCAACAACAAGCUGAUCUACGACGCGACGGACUCGCGCGAGGGCUCGCCCACGAAGAAAGUGACGCGCGUGGACAUGCAGCAGUCGGAUGUGCACCAGCACCCGAACGGUGCUGCACCCGGCGGAGCGUCGUCGGUACAGUUUACGGAGAUUCGCAGCUUGAAACGCAUUUCGCGCAACAACGAGGCGGUCGGCACAAACAAUGGCGGCGGCGGCGAAGACGGAGAUAUUCUGAACAUGCCCGGGAUCGUGGAUCCGGUGAGUGGGCGCGUGUUGACGGUCGGGGAAGCGAUUCGGAUGAGGAUCUUGGAUGUGCGGACGGGCCAGUUGAAUGUGGCGAACGGCGAGCGGUUGAGUUUGGAGGAGGCGGUCAGGAGGAAACUGAUUGAUGCGGAUUUGGUGGAGAGUUUGCUGCGACCGGACGCGGUGCUGGACCGGGAUGGGCGGGCGAUGAGCCUGCUGGAGGUAAUACAGAAGGAAAUCCUCGAGGCGGAGAACGGCUACGAUAGUACGGAGAAGCGAAUCAAGGUAACGACCGGCGGCCACGAUCAGCAGCCGUCACCGUCUGUUGUGAAGCGCACCUCCUCCUCCACACCUUCUACUGUAAAGUUUAAUCCAAGUGAAGCAAAAAGUAUUGUCGAUGCCAUUAAGCAGGGCCUGGUCGAUGCCAGCGCGGGGCUUUUCCGGACCGAAACCGGUGACCUAAUCACGCUAGCCGACGCCUACGAGUACGGGUACUUGAUACGCAAUGAGACGAUCAAGAUCGCACCGCACACGCUCUCCCUGUCCGACUCGAUCGGCCAGGGCCUGGUGGACAAUGGUGGUUGGGUCAUUGAUCGUAACACCGGCGAUACGUUCCGACUGGAUUCAGCCAUCGCGAAGAGUUUAGUUUAUUCGAAUGUGAGGGAGAUUGUGGACACGAAGAGCGACACCAAGAUCACGGUCGCCCAGGCCCUCGAGCAGGGCAUUUUGAACGCGAAAACGGGCCGUUACAUGAAUCCGGCCACGAAGGAAAAGCUCACCUUCGCCGAGGCCCGAAACAGGCAGCUUAUCUGCAAGCCAAUGACACUGAAAGACGUUUGUGAUUUAGCUUUGUUGGAUAAGGCGGAGAAGAUCGCGUCUCCUACGAGACGUGAGCGGGUUAAUAUUCCAGGUGCUAUUAGUUUAGGAGUGUUAGAUAGCGAUAGCAUUAAGUGUGUGUACAAAACCAAGGGAGAACUGUUAACGUUGAAAGAAGCCCUCGAGCAGGAGAUCAUUCUCCCGUUCGAGAACCGAUACCGACAUUACGAGACGAAAGAACUGAUGACCAUUACGGAGGCGGUCGAUCGCGGACUCAUUUCGUCCGUGUCGAUCAAGUCCAUCUUUAACAUUUUCGGUUUCAAAGAUCCACAUUCCGAGGAGUUUGUCUCGCUCAACACGGCACUCGCGAAGAACGUGGUCCGCAAAAAGGACGGCCGCUUCCAGCUUGACGUGGGCAAGGGAACUCUAAUCGAACUGAACGACGCCGUUGCUCAGGGCCUAAUCCGUCCAGAAGUGUACGAAAUGCUCAACCGCAAUGUCGGCGUCUUUGCCGAAGGCGGACAUGAACUGACCCUACUCGAUCUUGUCUACCACGAACUGAUCGACACCAAAACCGGGUUCCUCCUAGAACACGGAACCGGCAAAGUGAUUCAUCUCGAACCUGCAAUCGAACACAAGUUCAUCACACCGGAAGGGGCCUUACUGCUGAUUAGUCUCCUCAAUAUAACCCUGACCACGGAAACCGUCGUCAAAACCAUCAAACGGUACGUAACGAUCACGCACACCGGCGAGCAGAUCGAGUCCCAACCGGACGUGCUGCUCUCCUUCACGGAGGCCGUUCGCCGUGGCCUGAUCGACGAGAACACUCGAACGUAUCGCGAUCCGGCCACCGGCAACGUGUACUCCAUACAGCAAGCUUUAAACCAUGGCCUUAUCCUGCCCGACACGGAAGCCGUGCCGCAGGACUCGGGUAGCAACGUUCCUAGCAAACCUUCGUCCAUUCCACUGGAGUUUGAAACGCGCGUCACCCGGACGAGCAACUCCAAGAGUGUCAACAUCACCACAGAGUUCCUCGAACGGGAACGCGACACCUCCUCCCAUGAACUUCCACCCAACGGGUGGCUCCUCUCUGAUGCCAUCGAAAAGCGACUGUUCGACCCGGUGUCCGGAACGUUCAUCGUCCCCGGCACCGAUCGCAUCGUCAGCUUCGAAGAGUGCAUCAAGUUCAAAAUUAUCAACCCCCAUUCGGCGUUCGUAGCGGAUCCCAAGAACCGCCAACGCCGCGUAACGCUCGAUCGAGCGCUCGAGAAGAAGAUCCUCGACGCUACCGGUCAAUACGCGCAAAACAAAACCAAGAAAAUCCCCAUGAAAGAAGCGAUCGAUCGCGAGUUGAUCAUCUUUGAACACUCGUCCGAAGAGAUCCCCACUUCCACAGCGACUCGUAACCUUCAAAUCACAAAAAUCGCAGGUCAGCCAGACCUCCUCGAAAUCCGCUCCGGCAACGACCACCCCAUUUUCGUUGCAAGCACAAAGGUACCCGAGCUACUCAGCCCGGAACCCCUGCAACUCGCCCCGGGGAUCAUCUACGACCCCUCAACGGCGCUCGUCAUCUUCACCGACAGCGGCAAGUCGGACAGCAUUGUCAACGCGGUCGCAAGCGGUAAGCUCGACUCAAACCUGGUGAAGAUCACCGACCCCGAUACAAACGCACCGAUCACGAUCGCGGAAGCUCUCAGCCGAGGCAUUCUCGAUCCCAGCUCGGGUGAAAUCAAAACCAACUCAGGGAAGUCGAUCAGCCUGAUCGAGGCUGCUCGCAUCGGUGCUCUGGUUGUUUGUGGCGCCCCUCUGGUGGCCGCCGCAGGCGCCUUUGAACUGCUCAAAACUAUGACCGACCCGAAAACGGGCGAGCAGAUCCCAAUUGAACUCGCGUACGAGCGAGGGUUGAUCACCAAGAGUCAGCUACCGAGUCCCGAACGGGCCGCUCUUCAAAAGAAACUCAGCGUCGAUAGUCGACGCUCUUCUGAGGUUGUAACGAUCACCGUAAGCGGUGAUCGCGCCCCGUUUAUGCUGCAACGCAUGCGAAAGUGUGUUCUGCGCCCGAAGGACGCCGCCGAGAAGGGCAUCAUUGACCAGGAAACUGCCAACGCGCUUGAAGAUCCCAAACUUUUCGAAGGGAACAACGCUUCGCUCGAGCGGGUGAUCGCGGCAGGUCGGUUGGACGGUAAUCGCGGAAAGAUUGUCGAUCCACAACGGGGUCACACGCUGACGGUCAACGAAGCGAUCCGACGCGGAAUUCUCGAUCGUCACGGAACGAACAAUCUGUUCAUUCCGUUAGCAAAGUCGUUGGCGGUUCCCGAGUUGAAGUCUCAGGGACUGCUGAAUGCGGCGGAUUCUAAGAUUUUUCACCCGGAAUCGGGUACGAUGCUAUCCCUGCGGGAAGCGCUGAUUUGCGAGAUCGUUGAUCCUCUGACGGAAGUUACGGUUGAGGGUAAGAAACAAACCUUGGAGCAAGCGAUCGAGGCUGGUUUUAUGGACGAUGACAACAACACGAUCAACGGGGUUAAAUUGUUUGACGCGAUCAAGGGUAAUGUAUUCGUAGCUCCAAACUAUUCCCCGAAAAUUCCACCCGUUGGAAUGACCAUUCCAGUGAUCGUCAAGCGAAACUUGCUCGACACUGAUCGCAAGCAAAUUACCCAUCCGAUUACGAAGCAGCCGAUGGACGUCAACAGCGCCAUCAAGAAUGACUUCGUCAUGGCUAUUCCGUACACGCCAAACAUAGACGCAGUCCAAAUAAACGAUGCUCUAGAUCGCAAACUGAUCAUCACUGCCAAUGAAUCGUACAAGAACCCUAGAACUUCCGAAGAGAUCCCCCUCCAAGAAGCCAUCGAGACCGGUCUUCUUGAAGUGAAACCUCUACCAGAACUCGUCCAAGGUAUGCAAGCCAACAAGGCGGUCAUGUCCGUUACCGAGUCGGUCUCAUCCUACCACACGAUCACGACCAAAACCGUCGAAAUCCAAUCCGGCUUCGCGAUGAUCUCCACUACCGAGGUGCAGGACACCAACACGGGUGCGAUCAUGUCUGUGGACGAAGCCCGCCAAAAGGGCAUCCUCUCCGACGCGGUUGACUCCGAGCGGCAGGUGCUCACCGAGGAGGUCAACAUUAACUUUACCGACGCGCUACAGCGGGGUCUGCUGAACGUUAGCAAGGGUACCUUCACGCACCCAACCAGUGGCGAUGUAAUGUCCAUUUCGGACGCCGUUGAUCGCGGCUUCAUCGCCACGAGGAAUGCUAGCGACGAAGCGCUGAAUCGAUCGCCGGAAAUGACGCACAAAGUUAUCUCGACCAUUCAGAUCACGGGGCCUAAGUCGUCGAGCGUUGAACGGACUAUACCAAUUAGUCAGGUUGGGUCGAGUUCGCCCUAAGGGGAGAGUAAACUUGGGGAAAAUAUCAAGGACGCCGCAAAACUUGGCCUAAUGGCAGUUGUCGGAGCUCCAGUUUUAGGGGGAAUGGCCAUCGCAAGUGGCGUCAAGAAACUGUUUGAAAAGAAGGAAAGCGAGCAGUCGGAAACUGUUGUAACGCAUUCCGGUGGAUCGGUUGUAGAGUCCACAAGCAAGUAUGCCAGCUCGUCAACGGUUCAAGUGAUGACGAAGACGAUGGAAGAAAUUACUCCAGCUGGAGUUCAAGUGUCUUCGUCAGCAACAAUCCCCACUGAAAGUUCAAACUCUGCCACCAUACAGAUUGUUACCAAAACCAUUGAGGUUGAGGUACAGCCUGAAGAGUUGACCAAGACUUCUCAAAAUAAGCCACAAGAACCAAUUGCUACGAAACCUGUUGAACAAACAAAAGAACCUGUGACAAGCCAAACAGUUAUCGAAUCGACAGACCUUCCAACGGAACCGAAGGAAGGGGCUGGAAUACUUCCAACGGAACCAAAGAAGGAAUCUGAAGGUGUUAAAUCUUCAGAACCUUCGGCAGUUCUUCCAACGGAAUCCAAGGAUGAGUCUGAAGUUGGCAAACCAAAAGAUCACUCAGUGGAACCAACGGAAGAUGCUGAAGUCAUACAGUCGACGGAUCUUCCUGCGGAACCAAUGCAAGAAUUUGAAGAGAUUGAUGAAUUCAACGUUGAUUCACAGUCCCAACCAACAGACAAAGAUUCUGACAAAGAGAUUGACGUUAGCAGUAAACUAGUAAGGGAAGCUUCAGAAGAACCUGCUAAACCCAGUGAUGGUAAGCAGAAGGUUGAAGAAGAUCGAGCAACGACAGCAUUACCAUCCUAUCAAGAAUCUGUAGAAAUCACCAAGACAGUGUCCGUUGAAUCGACUCAGGUUAUUUCGGUGGAAACAUCAAGUACUGUCUCAGAGAGCAAACUUGAAGACAUGGAAUCGAUUUCUAAACAAGAUCAACCACAAAUUGAAACAAGCAAGGACAAUACAAAUGACAAGCCAACCAUUCCAGCUGUUGCUUCGGAACACAAACUUCCAGUGACAGAUUCAAAGAAAGACAUUGACGAAGAUCCAUCAAAUCUAAAGAAGUCAACUUCACAAAAACCAGAAGACAAUUCAGUAAAAAGUUCUGCACAAGAUACUGACAACGGCAACGACACCGGCAAGAAGAUUCUGGACGCUGCCAAGCUUGGCCUGAUGGCAGUCGUUGGCGCUCCAAUUCUUGCCGGCAAAGCCGUAGUUGACGCGCUGAAGAAAGACGGAUCAUCUACACAAGAACCAGUGGAAGAUUCAAAUCAUUCAGUGACGCAAUCAAGAACAGAUCCAUAUGCAGAUCAGAGUAAACCUAUUGGCAAGGGUAUUGAAGAAUCGAAACCCUUGAAACAGGAAGACAAUUCAGUUGCGACAAAAGACAAGCCCGAUCAAGUCGUUGCUGCUUCAGAACCUACAGCAAUCGAUGAGAAGGUCGUGGAGAAACAGCAAGUAAUCAAGCAAGAACCAAUUUCAGGAACUCCCGAAGUUGCUCAAGUUGUUGACAACAAGGCUGAACUUGAAGUAACUAAGGUAGCGGAUGCUGUGGAUAAUGAGCCUAUUCAAUCUAAUGACCAGAAAAUUGCUGAUCCCAAUCAAAAGGAUCUUGUGGAAAAAACCCACGAGGUUACUGAAACAAGACCUGAUCAAGCACAGAAGUUUGAAGACGACACUACAGAAACUCACGAUCGACAAGUCGAUCCGAUUUCCGAUUCGGUCACCUCAGAUACUGUUGAACAAUCUACCCAACCGAAGGACAAUGAACUUGUCAAGCCAGAUGAUCAGCACAGUACAGCUCAAGAUCAUGAGAACAAUGCAACCCUCAAGGUUGCUGAACCACAACCCGGUCAAGUACAGAAGGUUGCAGAUCUUACUUCAGAAACUCAACAUAAAAAAGUCGAUCCAGUUUCUGAUCCGGCAACCACAGAUAAUGUUGAACAACCUAAGAACAAAGAACCUGCCAAAUCCGAUGACCAGCACAGUACUGCUCAAGAUCUUGAAAAAGCUACACCUUAUCAAGUACAGAAGGUUGAAGACCUUACUUCAUCUUCAGAUCUUCAAAAGCAAGCUAUUUUACCCACAGAAACUCAAAAGGCGCAAGAUCACCAUUUCGAUCAAGUUGCCGUUCCGGCUACCUCCGGUACCGCUGAACGACCAACGCAACUCGAAUCGACAGGCAAAGAAUCUUCGUCCAACGAAACCGGCAAGAAGAUCCUGGACGCUGCCAAACUUGGCCUGAUGGCAGUCGUUGGCGCUCCGAUCCUCGCCGGCAAAGCCGUUGUAGACGCACUUAAGAAAGAUCAUUCCACUGAAGAUGCCCCCCCGCACCAGGUCGCUGCGUCUCCCGGAGACGGACGGCGUGAGUUCAAGGAGCUCGAGCAGACCAUCGGCGAGAUUCUUGAUCGGGAAGACGAUGGUAAGCUGCGAACUCCGGAGAAGCACGUUACGUUUGAUAUUGAGGAAAGUCAGGGACCGACGGAUGUACAGUACGAGCGGAUGCCCUUGGGCGAAGCCAUCUCGCAGGGUAAGAUUCUGCCCAAGCAGUGCAAGGUACUGGUGGAUGACAAAGAGAUGCCGUACACGGUGGACGAGGGUUUGAACAAUCGUAACGUACGGAUUUACGACAUUGUUGAUGUACUGAGUAAGGAGUUGGUAUCGUUUGUUGAGGGUGAAACCGAUGCUUUGGUUAUUGAUGAAACGCUGACCAAGCAGAAGCUAAUUGAUUUGGGACUUUUCGAUCCGGAAUCGGGUAGCUUCACAUCGCCAAGCGGUGAGCGCAUUUCUUUCCGUGACUUGUUGUGCAGCACUGGUUUGAUCGAUCCUAGCACUGUAUUCGUGAAGGAUCUCGGACGGGACAAGUACGAACCGUUGGAUGUCGCUUUGCAGAAACAUCUGAUCGACAAACAUACGGGUCACAUGCUGGACAACAAGACCGGCAAGAAGGUCAAGUUUGUUGAGUGUUGUAAACGAGCUUGGAUCAUCCAGCGCGAACCUUCGAGUGAAAACCUCGACCAGUCACCUACGCUGACCGAAGUGUUGGACGCUGGACAAUUCAACCCGCAAACGGGAGAAGUUCUGCAGAACCAAGUGAGCGUUCCGAUUGCCGAAGCUCUUCGAGCUGGCUUUAUCGACAACGACUCCGUAUCCGUGCGUGAUCCAACCGACGGUGAAAUUGUACCUCUCCAGGUCGCCAUUGAGCGAGGAGUGAUCGAUCUUAAACUUGGCGUUAUUUACAACCGAGAAACGCAAGAGGAGAUCGAUCUUAACGAGGCGUACAACCGGGGUUACAUGCUGGCCGGCAAGCGCAAGCCAAUCUCGCUUGAAGCAGCGGUUCGCAAGGGUCUGUACAAUCCCGAGUCUGGGCUGAUCCUCGACACGAUCACCGAAGAAAUGGUUGACGUGCAGCAGUCCGUUGACAAGGGUAUCGUCGAUCCGAAGAUCUCCAACAUUAAGGAUACUCGCGAAAACGUGCUGGUUCCACUGCAGGCUGCUAUCGACCAGAAGCUGAUCGAUACGGAGUCCGGCAAGUUGAAGGAUACCAGCACGGAUGAGCUGGUCUCGUUGGACGUUGCUCUCGAGAAGAAGAUGAUGGACACCAAGCAGGUUACGCACAGCUUGAUCGAUGUACUGAACAAAGAGUUUUACAAUCCAAAGUCGGGUAAGAUCUUGAACCCCGGCAACGGUGAAGAGAGCAUCCUGAAGGAUGCGGUUCAGGCACGGUUGAUCGAGAUUGACAGCGUUCUGAUUCGGGAUGAGCGCAAGAAUGAGGUUAUGAAGUGCGCGGAUGCUAUUGAGAAGGGUCUGGUGGAUGAUGUUCGGGGUGUGUUGACGCGACCCGAACUGACGCUCGAUCGUGCCUACCAGAAGGGGUACAUUCUUAGCAACAAGAAGCCGAUUUCGUUGACGGACGCGCUGGUGCGAGGUUUCUACGAUCAAUCCAGUGGUCUGUUGCAUAUCGAGGGUGCUCCAGGGGUUACGUUGGAGCAAGCGAUCGCCAAUCAGGACAUUUCAACGUCUGAUCUGAUUGUGCGCGAUCCUAAGAAUCGGGGCGUGGCCAGCUUGGCCGACGCCAUCAAGGAAGGUCUGGUUGAUCCCGUUUCGGGAACUGUUGUAGAUUCCGGAUCUGGACUUAGUAUGGGAAUGCUGGACGCCUUGGAGCGUGGCAUAAUCGUGGUUGCGAAGCGACGAUGCAGUCUUCCGGACGCCGUUUUCCGCGGGUUGUACGAUCCCAAGUCGGGUCAGUUUAGCAGUACGACAACGCCGGAAAAGAUGUCCACGGAACGUGCGAUUCGUCGUGGAAUGCUUGAUCCGGAAUCGACGAUCGUGAACGUAGCCGGGAAGAUUUUGCCGUUUGAACUUGCAGUUGAGAACGGUACGGUGGAUGUUAAGCGGGGAACGUUGGUUGAUGAAGUGGGUAACAAGAUCGACUUUAGGGAAGCGUUCGAUCGGGGACUGCUGGUGGAGGUUAGGAAGCCGAUCAGCUUGAGCGAAGCGGUUCUGAAGGGCAUCUACCGUGAAAGUAGUGGUCUGUUUAUGGACCCCAAGAACGGCAAGAAGCUAACGCUGGCUCAAGCGAUCGCCGAGAAGAUGAUCGAUCCGCAUUCCGUUCAGAUCAAGGAUCCGGUCACCGGGUACUACAAGAACCUCGAUCUGGUUGACGCGAUCGAAACAGACCUGAUCAAUGGUCAGAACUCGAACGUUAAACAUGGUAACGACAAGAUCACGCUGAAGCACGCGUUCGACAUUGGGUUGUUGUACGACAAAAACGCCCCGAUCAGCUUGCAGCGCGCAAUCCACCAGGGUAUCUACGAGGACAAGAGUGGCAAGAUCGUGGAUCCGAGCUCGGGUCGCAAGAUCACGCUGCACGAAGCUACGCGCAAGUUUGUGAUCAAUCCGCAGCUUCCGUGCUACUUUAACGAGCGCGAUGAGGUUAUGUUGAAUUUGUUUGAGACUUGCCGGGCGAAGUUGAUCGAUCGGAGGGAGGGAGUGUUUAAGGAACCGGGGAGUGAGGUGUUUAUUCCGCUUAGUGAAGCGCUCAAUUUGGGACUGAUUGUGGACAUUGAGAGCGCCGGGUUUGGACUUUAUGAAACGCUUGCAAUGGGCUUCUACGAUACGAAGAGUGGGAAGAUUUUGCAUCCGAUCACGAAUCGUAAGAUUACGCUGGAGGAAGCUUGCGUCGAGGAUAUUGUUAGUGGGGAGUCCUCGAUCGUGAAGAAUACGGUUACCGGGAAGUACGUGAGACUUCCGGAAGCGAUUGAGGCGAAAAUUAUUGACCCAGUGGAGGGAAGGUAUGUGCUUCCGAAGGGAAAUAAGAUUGAUCUCCAGGAAGCUCGGAGGAAGGGUUUGAUUGUGACCAAUCAGAAGCUGCUGUCGAUCGAGAAGGCGAUCAAGUUGCAAUUGUAUCGACAGGAUGAGGGUACGUUUGUUGAGCCCACAUCUGGGGAUCGUUUGAGCUUGCAGGAAGCACUCGACAGUGGACUGUUGGACUUUGAAACGACGGUUUACAAGGACGCAGUGACGGGACAGGACAAGCCGUUGAGGGCGGCGAUUGCGGAGCAGGACAUUGACGUAGAGAAGGGAAUUUUGGACAGGAAGUCGAAUAGAUCGCACAACUUUGACGUGGCGUUCAAUAAGGGUUUGUUGGUGACGGUUCAGAAGCCAAUCACGGGUAAGAUUUUGGAGAAGCGACAGAGUAUGGACAAUUUGUUGGGGGUUUCACCGAUAGGAAAGGGACCGAAGGAGAUGAGUUUGAGAGAUGCACUUAAGUACGAUACGUUGUCGUUGGAUAGGUCUGUGUUGAAGCAUCCGGAACGUAGGGUAUUUGUACCGUUGAAGGUAGCGCUUCAGGAAGGGUUGAUCAGUGAGGAAAGCCGGGCCACCGUAGAUCCGAAGCAGUCGUUCUUCGUGUUUGACGGGAAUCAAGUCGUGUACGUACGGGAGCCACUGAGCUUCGACCAAGCGGUUGAAUCCGGUCUACUGGACGUGUCGACCGGGAAAUUCGUGUACAAAUCAUCGACGAUUGGUGGUGGUGCAACCGAUGCAAGCGAUGUGGUAGAACUGUUGAACCUGAAGGAUGCGAUCGGCCAGGGUUACAUCGACCCGGAGUCGGUCCUGUUGAAGGACGGAGCCAAGAAGAAGUUGCUCCCACUGCCGGAAGCGUUCCGCAAGGGACUAAUCGAUGCCGACAAGUCGAAUGUACUCGACACCAACACGUCCAAGCUGACGACGCUGCAAGCCGCGGUAGACUCCGGUCUGCUCGUGACCCCGAAGCGGGCAAUCUGUCUCCUGGAGACGCUAGACUAUCACUUGUACAACCCCGAGCGGGGCCUCUUCGAGGACCCGUUCCACCCUAACCAAUACAAGACCCUUGACGAAGGCAUCCGGUCGGGCCUUAUCGACCCAACAACAACAAUGGUGCGCGAUCUCGGUAACAAUAGUGAAAUCGUCCCGUUGUCAACCGCCGUCGGCAACGGGCUCAUAGACUCGGUCAGUGGACUUUACAAUGUCGAAGGUGAACACGCUAAGAUUGACCUUACGAAAGCACGUGACCGUGGAUAUCUCAUGCUAGCGGAACAACGGCAAGCGGUCGUUGAGAAAUUCGCCCUUUGCGAGGACCACCUUUCCAAGCUGCUCGAAUGGAUCACCAAGGUCGAGCAGGACAUCGCCUCUGUUGGUGGACCCAAGGAACGCGUCGACGAUUUGCGCAAUCAAAUUAAUUCGCUCAAGCAAAUCAAGGAAGACAUCGACACGCAGUCACGUCCGGUUGCGUCCUGCUUGGAGCAGGUGCGCCAGCUGGUCCUGACCGGCGGAGACGUGCUGAGUGCCCCGGAAGUGGCCGGCCUGGAGAGCUCCGGCCGGGAGUUGCGUGCCCGUGUCGACAAGGCGCAGGACCGUACCGGUAAGCUGCUGAGACGACUUGGCGGAGCUCGCGAUGAGCUGGGUAAGCUGCGUUCCGAGCUGGACACCUUCACCAGCUGGCUGCAGACGUCUCGACGUACGCUCGAGGACAAGGAGAACACGCUGUCCGACCUGAACCAGCUGUCCAACCAGUCGGAAUCGGUGAAGGAGUUCCACGGAGACGUGAUCGCUCACCAAGCCGACCUGCGGUUCAUCACCAUGUCGGCGCAAAAGUUCGUGGACGAGUGCAAGGACUACCUGACCGUGCUGAACGAUUUCCGUACAACGCUGCCAGAACGACUGCCGCACAUUGAGCAAAUCUCCAGCUCGGACAGUCCAAUCCGACAGGAGGUUUCACUCGUUACUGCCCAAUAUCGGGAUCUGAUGAGCCGAUCGAACGCCCUGCUGGAUCGUCUGGCCGGACUUGGAGGUCGUCAACGCGACUACCAGGAAGCCCUCGAGAAGGCACGAUCCUGGCUGCGUGACGUCCAAAUCCGUGUCUCGUCGGUACUAUCCGAUCCCAUCGCAGCUGAUCCACAGUCGGUACAGGACCAGAUGAACCAAACUAAAGCGCUGCAAAGCGAAUUCCUGUCCCAGGGACGUCUCAUCGACAACGUACAGCUCUCGCUCAACGCUCUUCUCAAGUCGCUGGCCGGUCGCCUCAGUCCAUCCGAGGUGUCUGCCCUGGAAAUCCCAGUAGAAGACGUCAAAGACAAGUACAAGCAACUGCUGGAAGCUCUCGGCGAUCGCACAAAACUGCUGGACACCGCUUUGGUCCAAUCGCAAGGAGUACAAGACGCCCUGGACGGACUAUCCGGAUGGAUCAACCAAUCGGAGGACAAGUUCAAGCUGCAAAACCGACCGGCAUCGCUCAUCAAGGAUCGUCUCAACGAGCAAGUCCGUGAACACCGUGGACUGCUGAACGAUCUGGAAUCUCAUCGCACAAGUCUGGAGAGCGUCACCCUGUCAGCCCAAGAGUUGAUGGCAACCGCAUCAAAUGCCCGUCUUGCCAAGCGAAUCGAAACCAACCUAAGUGACGUAACUGGACGAUUCGAGAAACUGCUGGACAAGGCACUGAAGCGCGGUGAAUUCCUGGAAGACACACUCGCCCAGCUGACCAAGUUCAACGAAGAUGCCACCAGCGUCGAGCAGGAACUUCUGAACGCGCAGGAAGCUCUCGAGGGACGUGAACUGGCCUCGCUGCCGGCUGACACCCUUACUCAACGCAUGAUCGAGCUCACCCGGAACAAGGAGCAUCUGCGUCCACUGUACGAGAACUGUGUACGUCUGGGCAAGGACCUAAUCGCCAAGCGUGACGUCACCGAUACCGGAGUUGUCCGCGAUCGCGUCAAGGCACUGGAGAACGCCUGGAAGAACUUGGACGUUACCCUGGAGGAGAAGCUGAAGCUGGCCAAGCAAAAGUCGGAGCAGCUGAACGCGUACGAAGACCUCAAGGAUCAAGUGCUCGUGUGGCUGUCCAGCAUCGAAACCAGAACCAACAACCUGGCCCCGGUGGCCGUCGAUGUGGACGCGAUCAAGUACCAGAUUGAAGAGGUGAAACCACUGGUCAAAGAGCACCGUGAUUACGGAGUGACGAUCGACAAGGUCAACGAUCUUGGUGCCCAGUACGAUGCCCUCGUCCGUCCCGAUAGCUCAACUCGCAAGCGCUCAGUCUACAGCCCAAUCAAGCGAUCUACCGUCAGUCCGAUGCGUCGCAUGUCGGGAGAGGCGCGAUCACCCAGCCCAACCAAGAGCGGUGGCCUGAUGGUGGGACAAAGUCCAACCGUGUCGCCGCUGUCUCCCGGUGGAUCGAGCGGAUUCGGUAGCCGGCGCUCGUCGCAAGACGGGUUCCAACUAACCGAUCUGACCCCGAUUCAGCAACAACUGACGGAAAUCAACAACCGGUACAGUUUGGUCGGAGCACGCCUGAACGAUCGGCAGAAUGAGCUGGAUUCUGUGCGGGAUGAAGUACGCAAGCACCAGGAAAGUCUCAAGACGCUGGCUAGCUUCUUGGACAAGAUUCAACGCCAGGUCCCGAAGGAAGUCAUCAGCAACAAAGACGAAGCCGAGCGAUGCAACAAACAGGCGCGUAAGAUCUUGGAAGAAAUGUACGAGAAGCAGAGUCUGCUGGACUCCACCAAGGCUCAAGUUAAAGAUCUGCUGAAACGCAAGCCAGACGUGCAGGGAGCAGACCGAUUGCGAUCGGAUCUCGAUACAGUGGCUGACCGCUGGAAGAACCUGCACGAUCUGUGCAAGGAUCGUAUCAACUUCUCCGAACAACUUCGUGACUUCCUCGAUACCCAUGACAACUUGAACACCUGGCUGGGAGCAAAGGAGCGUAUGUUGACCGUACUCGGACCGAUCUCAUCUGACCCGCGCAUGGUUCAAAGCCAAGUUCAACAGGUGCAAGUCCUGCGCGAAGAAUUCCGUGGACAACAACCACAGCUGAACCAUCUUCAAGAAGUCGGCAACGCCGUUCUGGAAUACCUGCGAGAAUCCUCUCCGGAAAGCCAGUCCGUGUCUACCAAGCUGAAGAACGUACAGAAGAAAUGGGACGAUCUUGUCGGACGACUCGACGAACGCGCCCAAAGCUUGGGAGCAGCCGCCGACACUUCGAAGGAAUUCGACGCUGGCUUGAACCGUCUGCGUGAAGCUCUUCAGACCAUCAGUGAUAAUCUGGAUGGCCUGCCGACGGACCGCGAUCACCAGGAGACGCUGCGUAAGAUUGAAAACCUCGAGCGACAGCUUGAAGGACAGCGUCCUCUGUUGGCCGAUUCCGAAGCAGCUGGAGAAGCCCUCUGCCGAGUGCUGAGUGAUCCUGCAUCGCGUGCUGACGUCAACGCCCGUUUGGGCGCCGUUGGCAAGCAAUACCAAACGCUGCAGAAGAAACUGGACCUUAGAAAGGCCGAGACCGAUGCUGCCCUGCGUGAUGGACGCCAGUUCGCUGAAACUUGUGCCCGCACUCUCGGCUGGCUGUCGGGAGAACUGGGUAAUCUGACCGAUCGCCUACUGGUGUCUGCACACCGCCCAACUCUGCAGCACCAGAUCGAUACCCACGAGCCAAUCUACCGCGAAGUGAUGAGCCGUGAACACGAAGUCAUCAUGCUACUCAACAAGGGUCGUGAACUUCAAGACAAGCCCGGACAAAGCCCAGAUCGUGCCGUACAGCGAGAUUUGGAGAAGAUUUCCCAGCAAUGGGAACGUCUACGGAACACCGCCGUUGAUCGUCACUCGCGACUGCAGACCUGCCUGGAACACUGCAAGAAACACUCCGCAGCAUCGGAGACAUUCCUGACGUGGCUGCGAGGAGCGGAAGACAAGCUCAGCUCGUUCAAGCCUGGAAUUAUGAAGAAGUCCCAACUCGAUCAACAGCUGAAGGAACUGCAAACGUUCCGUUCGGAUGUGUGGAAGCGAUCGGGAGAGUACGAGAACACUCGCGGAUUGGGCGAAGCAUUCAUUGGUGCCUGCGAUGUGGACAAGGAACCGAUCAAGGCGGAACUUCAGGACAUGAAGGACCGCUGGGAGCGCCUGAACAAUGAACUUAUUGCGCGAGCUCAAACGCUCGAAACCUGUGCCAAGCGACUGGGAGAUUUCAACGAAGAACUGCGAGACUUGGAGCAUGCCGUUGGCCGUUGCGAAGAUCGCCUGGCAGCUCAUGACGCGCUGGGAGGUGCCGCUAAGGACCCGAAACUUUUGGAUCGUGUCAAGGCCAUCAAGGAGGAUGCGGGGUCUGAGCCACUGCAAGCGACUCGCAAGUUGGCCGGAGAUAUCGCUGUUGAGGCACGUGCCGCAGGUGGAGACGCCGAUCAUCUGAAGAACGAAGUUGACGGAUUCGCCGAUCGUAUCGAAGACCUGCACGCUCUUGAUGACCGUUGCGGCGAACUUCAGUCCGCUGCCACCGCCGACAACGACGCCGUCAAGGCACUUGACCUCAACGAGCUGGAAAGUCAAAUCGAUUCGCUGUCACCGCCGGCACGUGAGAUCAAGACCGUACUGAACCAGUUGGAUGAAGUGGCUACGAUUCUGACCAAGAUUGAUCGUACCGCCGAACACGUUGCCAGCGUUGAACGCGCUGGAGAACAACUGGUUGAUUCUGGAUUUGCACCGGAUACUGCCGUCACGCGUGAUCAAAUUACCUCGCUGCGGAAGCAACUCGGCAAGCUGGACAACCGUGCCCGUGACCAUGACGAGGCUCUGCAGAAGGCAUUGAAGGCGCUGCAGAAGUUCUACGACCUGCACCAAGGAACGCUGGAUGAUCUGAACGAUGUGGCUGAUCAGGUAAAGAAACUGAAGCCGGUUAGCUCGGAACUUGAGCAGAUUCGCAACCAGCAGGACGACUUCCGUCGCUUCAAGCAGCGUUACGUUGAACCAUUGGUUGAGAAGAUUGACGAGAACCGCAGUGGACAGGACUUGGUCCGUUCGGCCCAGGGAGGCGUUCCGACGCACGUUAUGGAGAAGGACCUGGAGAAGAUCAACGAGAAGUGGAAUGAUCUGAAGGAGAAGAUGAACGAACGCGAUCGUCGUCUGGACGUUGGCCUUCUGCAGUCUGGAAAGUUCCAAGAAGCACUGGACGGACUUUCCAAGUGGCUCAAGGAUACCGAAGAAAUGGUCGCCAACCAGAAGCCACCAAGUGCCGACUACAAGGUCGUUAAGGCUCAACUGCAGGAGCAGAAAUUCCUCACGAAGAUGUUGAUGGAUCGUCAGAACUCGAUGUCAUCGCUGUUCCAGCUGGGUCAAGAAGUGGCCGCCGGUUGUGAUGCCUCCGAGAAGGCAGCUAUCGAACGUCAGCUGAAGGAACUGAUGGGACGCUUUGACGCACUGACGGAAUCCGCUCAGCGACGUACGCUGGAUCUCGAACAAGCCAUGCACGUUGCCAAACAGUUCCAGGAUCAGCUUGUUCCACUCACCAAGUGGCUGGAUGGUGCUGAACGUGCCGUGAAGUCGAUGGAACUUGUGCCAACAGAUGAGGAGAAGAUUCAGCAGAAUGAACACGAACGUCUUCACGACGACCUCGAAACAGACUUCAGCGAGCUGGCUGACAUUGCCGGACAGCUGAUGGAACUUGCGAGCGAGAAGGUGAAGAACGAUCGUUACACCGAUUUGGUGCAAGCUAGCGAUCAUCGGACCGUAUUGAACGAAUCCCGACAGGGACUGCGUCACCUGGUGCUGACCUACCAAGAAUGGAGAACAUGGAGAACCGUGCGAUUCCGUAUCAUUCCGGUGCACACCGAGAAGCUGCUGGAACAGAUGGGUGCUGAGCUGAACGAAGACAUUGCCAGUCGCUCGCCGAACGUAGAGUCUACCGUCGAAGCUGGAUCAAUGAAGCACAUCUCAUCCGACGACUCGCUGCAAACUGCUCGCUCGCGUCGCUACGGAGAACUGAACCAAGGAGGUGAUCUGCUGAAGCACGCACAAGACGCUCUGCCACUUGUCCAGCAGUUCCAUCAGUCGCAUAUCCGCUUGGUCGACUGGAUGCAGGCUGCCGAAGCCACCCUGUCAACUGGAGAUUCGAACGAGGUCGACAUUGUGCGCCUGGAGGGUGAUUUGAGUGAAAUGAGACCAGUUCUGGAGGCUGUCAAUUCUGUCGGUCCUCAGCUGUGCCAAAUUUCACCUGGAGAAGGUGCAUCCACGAUCGAAGGCAUCGUUACGCGUGAUAACCGGCGCUUCGAAGCCAUUGUCGAGCAGAUUCAACGCAAGGCUGAACGUCUACACCUCAGCAAGCAACGUUCCAACGAAGUUACGGCCGAUAUUGACGAGCUGCUGGAAUGGUUCCGUGAUAUGGAUGCCACCCUGCGGGACGCUGAUUCGCCAGCCAUGACGCCGAAGCUUGUACGAGCCCAGCUGCAGGAACACCGCUCGAUCAACGAUGACAUCUCCAGCCAGAAGGGUCGCGUCCGUGACGUUACCUCUUCGGCCAAGAAGGUCCUGCGAGAAUCGCAACCAAACGAGAAUACCAUCGCCCUGCGAGAGAAACUGGAGGACCUUAAGGAGGUUGUUGAAACCGUGGCCGGACUGUGCGCCAACCGAUUGGCCAUCCUCGAACAAGCACUGCCACUGUCGGAACACUUUGCCGAUUCGCAUAGCGGUCUCGUUGGUUGGUUGAACGACAUGGAGCAUCAAAUCUCUAUGCUCGCGAUGCCAGCGUUGCGACCGGACCAGAUUGCCAUCCAACAGGACAAGAACGAACGGCUAACGCAGUCCAUUUCCGAGCACAAACCACUGCUGGACAAGCUGAACAAGACGGGAGAAGCGCUGAUUGCGUUGGUUGCCGACGACGAUGCGGCCAAGAUCAGCGAAAUUCUAGAGUCGGACAAUGCUCGAUAUGCUGCGCUGAGAACGGAACUGCGCGAACGGCAGAACGCCCUGGAACAAGCUCUGCAAGAGUCUAGUCAAUUCUCGGACAAACUGGAAGGUAUGCUACGUGCUCUACAGAACACGGCCGAUCAGGCUAACCAAGCCGAUCCAAUUUCGGCACAUCCGCCAAAGAUCCACGAUCAGCUCGAUGACAACGCCGCCUUGGUUGAAGACAUUGACAAGCGUAGCGAGGCAUUCGCAGCUGUGAAGCGAGCCGCCACCGACGUAAUCUCGAAGGCUACCAACCAGUCCGAUCCGGCCGUGCGAGACAUCAAGAAGAAGCUGGAGAAACUGAACAACCUGUGGAACGAACUGCAAAAGACCACGAACAAACGAGGCGCUGCCCUGGAGGACACCCUUGCGAUGGCCGAAAAGUUCUGGAAAGAGAUGCGUGCGGUAAUGGAAACGCUGAAGGAGCUGCAAGAAGCCUUGCAAACACAGGAACCGCCGGCUGCUCAACCGCAAGCCAUCCAGAAGCAGCAGGUCGCCCUGCAGGAGAUCCGCCAGGAGAUCGACCAGACCAAACCCGAAGUGGAGCAAGUUCGCCGCACCGGAACCAACCUGAUGUCGCUGUGCGGCGAGCCGGACAAGCCCGAGGUCAAGAAGCACAUCGAAGAUCUGGACCACGCCUGGGACAACAUUACGGCGCUGUACGCGAAGCGCGAGGAGAACCUGAUCGACGCCAUGGAGAAGGCGAUGGAGUUCCACGAAACGCUCCAGAACCUGCUGAACUUCCUGGCCAAGGCGGAGGACCGCUUCGCGAAGCUUGGCCCGCUCGGCUCGGACAUCGAGGCCGUCAAGAAGCAGAUCGAACAGCUGAAGCACUUCAAGGACGACGUCGACCCGCACAUGGUCGAGGUGGAGGCGCUGAAUCGGCAAGCGGUCGAGCUGACCGAGCGAACCUCGGCGGAACAGGCCAACGCCAUCCGCGAGCCGCUGAAUGCCGUCAACCGCCGGUGGGAGAACCUGCUGCGUGGUAUGGUCGAGCGCCAGAAGCAGCUGGAGCACGCUCUGCUGCAUCUGGGUCAGUUCCAGCAUGCGCUCAACGAGCUGCUGGUCUGGAUCAACAAGACGGACGCCAAUUUAGAUGAGCUGAAGCCGAUUCCGGGCGAUCCGCAGCUGCUGGAAGUUGAGCUGGCCAAGUUGAAGGUGCUGGCUAAUGACAUUCACGCUCACCAGAGUUCGGUGGAUACGCUGAACGAUGCAGGCAGGAAGCUGAUCGAGAACGAUCGUGGCUCGCUGGAGGCGUCCACGACGCAGGAGAAGCUGCAACAGCUGAACAAGCAGUGGAGAGAUCUGCUGCAGAAGGCUGCCGAUCGUCAGCACGAGCUGGAGGAAGCUCUGCGUGAGGCUCAAGGCUUCACGUCGGAGAUCCAGGAUCUGCUCGGUUGGUUGGGCGAUGUGGAUGCCGUCAUUGGUGCAAGCAAGCCGGUUGGAGGACUGCCGGAAACGGCUUCCGAACAGCUGGAGCGAUUCAUGGAGGUUUAUAACGAGCUAGAAGAGAACAGACCAAAGGUAGAGACGCUGAUCGCACAAGGACAGGAGUACGUGAGGAAGCAGAACCAGCUGCAGGUGUCGGCUAGUAAUCUGCAGCACACCUUGCGGACGCUGAAGCAGCGUUGGGAUGCUGUCGUUUCGCGUGCUUCGGACAAGAAGAUCAAGCUGGAGAUCGCGCUGAAGGAGGCGACCGAGUUCCACGAUGCCCUGCAAGCGUUCGUCGAAUGGUUGACGCAAGCGGAGAAGCAACUGGGCUCGGCGUCGGCUGUGUCGCGAGUGCUGGAGACGAUUCAGCAGCAGAUGGAAGAACACAAAGUGCUACAGAAAGACGUGUCGAUUCAUCGUGAGUCGAUGCUACUGCUGGACAAAAAGGGAACGCACUUGAAGUACUUUAGCCAGAAGCAGGACGUGAUUCUGAUCAAGAACUUGCUCGUUUCGGUGCAGCACCGUUGGGAACGAGUGGUGGCGAAGGCUGCAGAACGGACACGUGCGCUGGACCAUGGCUACAAAGAGGCCCGUGAGUUCCACGAUUCGUGGCUGCAGCUGACGACGUGGUUGAAGGAAACGGAGACUACGCUGGACACGCUGUCGGAGGAGACUAGCAACGAUGCGGUUAAGAUCAAGAAGCACCUGGAGAAACUGCGCGAGAUUCAGCGCAACCUGCAGUCGAAGGAGAGCUUCUACGACAGUACGAUGCGCAGUGGCAAGGGACUGAUGGACCGUGCUCCGAAGUCGGACGAGCCCGUACUGUCGCGGAUGAUGAACGAGCUGAAGGACUCGUGGAAGCGGGUCUGCAACAAGAGCGUCGAACGGCAACGCAAAUUCGAGGAGGCUUUACUGCUGUCUGGACAAUUUGCGGAUGCCUUGCAGGCCCUGCUGGACUGGCUGCGUAAGACCAAGGCCCGCCUUGCGGAGGACGGACCGGUUCAUGGAGAUCUGGACACGGUGACGACGUUGGUCGAACACCACAAGCAGCUGGAGUCGGAUUUGGACAAGCGAUCGGCGCAGAUGCAGAGCGUCAUGAAGACCGGCAAGGACCUGGAAAAGUCGGACGAAACACGCGAAACUUCCAAGCACUUGAAGGAGAUGCAGAAGUUGUGGGAGGACGUUCAAGACAUGAGCGCCCGCCGCAAGUCUCGGCUGGAGGUCGCGCUGAAGGAAGCCGAACGGCUGCACAAAUCCGUCCACAUGCUGCUUGAGUGGUUGUCCGAGGCGGAGCAGAAGCUGCGCUUUGCCGCGGCCGCUCCCGAUGACGAGAACCAGGCCAACGAUCUGCUGGACGAACACGCUCGCUUCAUGAAGGAACUGCGCGAGAAGGAGUUCGACAAGGAGGAAACGCUGGCGCUGGCCAACUCGAUCCUGGCCAAGGCCCAUCCGGACGCGGUGCCGAUCAUCAAGAACUGGAUCUCGAUCAUCCAGUCCCGGUGGGACGAAAUUUCCCAGUGGGCGCUGAGCCGCCAGACCAAGCUCGAGUCGCACCUCAAGUCGCUCAAGGAUCUGGACGAGUCGAUCGAGGAGCUGCUGGCCUGGUUGGCCGGACUGGAGUCGACGCUGCUUAAUCUCGAACAGGAACCACUGCCCGAGGAGAUCCCGCCGCUGGAAGUGCUGAUCGCCGACCACAAGGAGUUCAUGGAGAACACUGCCCGUCGCCAGGGCGAGGUGGACCGUGCCUGCAAGCCGCGUCAGCCGCCGCCAGGACUGAAGGAAGCGCGCAAGCCGUCCCGCGGUGUACUCAAGACACCUGUUAAGGGAUCACAGCAAGAUCUGCGCGAGCACUCGCCCGACUACGGCACCUUAGGAAGAAAGCAAAGUUUCAAGGGAUCGCGCGAUCAAGGGCUUAACUCACGUCGUACAAGUCGCGUGAGUCCCGGACGUGAGACCCAGACACCGGAACGGGAUCGCCUGCCGCACUACGGUCCACGGUUCUCGCCAAGCAACCAACCCGAAACGGAACUGCGCUCGCCCCGUGCCAAGCUCCUGUGGGACAAGUGGCGCUACGUGUGGAUGCUGGCAUGGGAACGCCAACGUCGCCUGCACGACCACCUGCUCUACCUGCAAGACCUGGAGCGCGUCCGGCAGUUCAGCUGGGAGGAGUGGCGCAAGCGCUUCCUCAAGUUCAUGAACCACAAGAAGUCCCGCCUGACGGAUCUGUUCCGCAAGAUGGACAAGGACAACAACGGGCUGAUCCCGCGGGAGGUCUUCAUCGACGGAAUCAUCGGAACGAAGUUCGACACGUCCAAGCUGGAGAUGAACGCGGUGGCCGACCUGUUCGAUCGCAACGGCGAGGGCCUGAUCGAUUGGCAGGAGUUCAUCGCGGCGCUCCGGCCCGACUGGCAGGACCGCAAGCCGAAGACGGACGCGGACAAGAUCCACGACGAGGUGAAGCGGCUGGUGAUGCUGUGCACGUGUCGGCAAAAGUUCCGCGUGUUCCAGGUCGGCGAGGGCAAGUACCGGUUUGGAGACUCCCAGAAGCUGCGCCUUGUGCGUAUUCUGCGUAGUACCGUGAUGGUUCGCGUCGGAGGAGGAUGGGUCGCGCUGGACGAAUUCCUGGUGAAGAACGAUCCUUGCCGAGCCAAGGGACGCACCAACAUCGAGCUCCGCGAGCAGUUCAUACUGGCGGACGGCGUGUCGCAAUCGAUGGCCGCGUUCAAGUCGCGCAAGUCCAUCUCGACGCAGGGCUCGGGAUCGACCCAGGCGGGCUCGCCCAUCCCGACCCAGGGCCCGAUCGUCAAGGUACGAGAGCGCUCGUCCAAGUCGAUCUCGAUGUCGCGCCCGUCCCGGUCGUCGCUGUCGGCCUCGACGCCGGAUUCGCUCAGCGACUGCGAGAGCAGCAUCGGAACGCCCGGUCGCUUCCAGACGCCGAGCCGUAAAACUUCAGUGCCAGUUAGAUCUCAGAUGACGCCGGGCGGAUCGCGGGCCAACUCGCGGCCAAGUUCACGACCGGCGAGUCGAGCCGGUUCGAAGCCCCCGUCGCGGCACGGAUCAACCCUGUCGCUGGACAGCACCGACGAUGCCACACCGUCGCGAAUUCCCACCCGGAGGAUAACCAGCACGACGACCCCAAGGCCAUCGCGGCUUUCCGUUGGAUCGACCAGUACGAGUGCGCGGGGAACGACCACGACGACGACCCACACGAAUGGCGUUUCUUCGAGGACGGCAUCCGGAGCGGCGUCUCCCGCACCAACGAGAAACGGUGGCAUGAGUCGUUCAUCAAGCAUACCAACACUAAUCGGACUACCAAAUAGCAGGAAAACUAGCGGAACAUCCACCCCGUCCGGAAUGCAAACGCCGCGACGAACCUCGGUGGAACCGGGCACACCCGGCACCACCACACGCCCGGAUCGCAGCUCGCGGGGCACCACCCCCAUCGAGAAGCGCGCCCCAUUCCGACUUUAAGAGUAGCCCCCCUCGAAAAACAAAUAGCUAGCGAGUAAACGAAAAGCUGACGAAGACGAACGAAGCGAACAAAAGAAAACAAGAAAAAAAGUUUGCGCUAAUCCAUUAACAGACAAAAUAGCUAAGCAGCUUAGCUGAACGCGCGUCGUCUAAAAAGAAAAAAAAAUAAGGUGUACUAAUCAAGUUCAAAGUAUUUAUUUCACUUUUUUCUUUUUUUUUUUGUUUCUUUAUUUUUUUUUUGUUAUUUGAGCAAGCGAAAAAUGCUUAUAUUUUCUUCGCAAAAGGAAGAAUUUAAAACGCGCGCCGCGGUACUAAUCAGUGAUAAUGAUUAGGGUUCAUAUUGAGAGAGUUAGAAAGAGAGCGAGCGAGAGCGAACGAGUAAGUGAGAAAGAAUAAUUUUCGUAAACCCACCCCCCAGUGAAAGAUUUUGUAAAUACUUUUAGAGAAAGAGAGAAAGGAGGGAUUAAAGUUGUAGAAAGUCAUUUGAUCAGAGAGAACAAGAAAAAGAAACCGAGUGAGGAAAAGAAGAAAGUUUGUAAUAAUUCAAAAUAUAUUUAGAGCAAGGGACUUAGUUUUUACCACAAGCCAACAACAAUUAUUAGCUGUUUCUCGUUGAAUUUUUUGCCUAGUGUGUGUGAACGGAAGAAAGCAACCGACUUCAAACGUUGUGCCGCGAAUCAAGCGUUGAAGAAAUCGCCAGUUCUUCAGCGAUUGAUCCGCGACGGGUUACGUUUUCAGCUGUGUCAAAAAAUAGCAAGAGUUGAAAUGAUAUGAUUCAUAUAUGUGUUCAGGAGCGAAUGUGUGAGCGAGAGUGUGAAAUGUUGUGUUUUUUUGUUUAUAUUUUUAAAAAUGUAUAUUUAUUAUUUAUACAAAACAGAUGAUCGAAAAUUUGAGAAGAUUACACUUUUUUCUUGCGUUUCUAUUCGCUCACUUGAAAGGAAAAUCGCCAGUUUCCUUUUUUGGCGGACCGAAUUGAAAAAAAAAAAACAAGUAAACAUUUAUUUUUGUUAAAGCAGCUGCUCGAGAGAGAAAGAGGGAAGCGCGCCUUUCCCGGAGAAUAUCACGUUUCACGGUAAUAUAAAAAAAGGUGUUAUUCUCCGCUAGGAAUGGUGCGCAUCGCAGCGAAAGCGAUUUUCGUUUUGUUAAAAUCAUUUAUUUUUUUUGCAAGAUUCGAGCUUGUGUGCGUGUGGAUUUGUAGGAGAAAUUGCCGAAUAGUAGACAGAGAGUGAGAAGGAGAGAGAGGAAUCCACGCGGAUGGAAUAAAAAAAAACACAUUAAAAACGCAGUUUAAGCAGUUAUUAAUUCAUUAACUACAAAAAAGUCAUUUAGUUGUGUAAGGAGCAGAAUAUUAGUAGGAAUAAAUUUGCAAAUAAUUAAAACUAACUAAGAGCUAAUGCUAAGCUGUUUUGUAAUUGAAAUUAUUUUUUUUAUAAAAAAAAGAAGAGAAAAAGCCGGAAAACGACAGAAAAGCAAAACAAAAAUAAUUCCUAGGAGCGUAACAAAAAAGAAUACAACAAAAAAGGAAAUCGAAAAAUCCUUAAGACAUAUAACUUCUACUAGCUAACAAAUUAACUACACAAAUUUCUCAGCUAUAGCAGUUAAAAUUUUACUACAUGUGAUUGAAAAGUUUAACACGAAGAAAAAAAAAUCUCCUAAAAGUAAUAAACGAAAACUAGUAAUCCAA
This is a messenger RNA of Culex quinquefasciatus (southern house mosquito), 28836 nucleotides long. RefSeq names its product microtubule-actin cross-linking factor 1, isoforms 1/2/3/5 (gene shot). Gene Ontology annotation, molecular function: calcium ion binding; microtubule binding; structural molecule activity. NCBI's taxonomy places the organism in Eukaryota, Metazoa, Arthropoda, Insecta, Diptera, Culicidae. Gene Ontology annotation, biological process: wound healing; intermediate filament cytoskeleton organization. The record is from RefSeq and is a predicted model, not a curated record. Gene Ontology annotation, cellular component: membrane; intermediate filament; cytoskeleton.